GUGAUAGGGGUGAUCCUAACCGCCAUGAUUAUCGGGUUCCUCGUCGCCUUUUGCAUCAAAAAGAAGAAGAGGCCAGGACGAAUCAUCAUGCCGAUGCCGCGUCAGCCUGUCAUGACGUACACAGGGACAUCACGAGGCCCAGGACCUGGCUCCUAUGCCCCACCCACCAGCUACUUCCCAGUGCCCCCUCCCUACAAAUCCCACGACCCCCCACCCCCGUACGGUUAUACAGAUCCUGCGUACCCUCCUGGAUAUAACAAUAACAGCGGUCAGAUAAAUACUCGGACGCUACCCCCAGGAACUAUCCACCCACCGCCGUCCAUGCCACCGGCAUGGCAGGCCCCACCCCCCGGGUCCCCUCCGCCGAAUAACAAUCCAUCGAUGCCACAGCCCGACCCCCCUCAAAUGUUUCAACCCAACCCCCCUCCAACGGCACCGUCAUAUGAAGCUCUGACCCCCCACCGGCCUCCCCUCGCCACAGCACCAGGGGCUACAGGUAGUCACCCACCCCCAGCGCACCUCCCACCCAUAAACAAUCUACCGGCGACGGCGCCACCCAACAAGGAAGGACUGUGAGAGCAGUGAUGGAAAUG
Messenger RNA from Haliotis rufescens (red abalone), 593 nucleotides. RefSeq names its product leucine-rich repeat extensin-like protein 3. The record is from RefSeq and is a predicted model, not a curated record. NCBI's taxonomy places the organism in Eukaryota, Metazoa, Mollusca, Gastropoda, Lepetellida, Haliotidae. Bases 25 to 576 code for a protein of 183 amino acids. The transcript has 2 exons.